Molecule: messenger RNA, 2519 nt
Organism: Solanum stenotomum
Lineage: Eukaryota; Viridiplantae; Streptophyta; Magnoliopsida; Solanales; Solanaceae
Product: extensin-3-like
Exons: 4
Coding region: 49-2379 (776 amino acids)
Source: RefSeq, a predicted model, not a curated record
GUUUGAGUGAAGCUUAAGAGGACAACAACUUUCUCCUUUGUUUCAAAUAUGGGGAAAAUGGCCUCUCUAGGUGCCACUCUUUUAGUGGUUUUAGUGUCACUUAGCUUAGCAUCUGAAAGUUCAGCAAAUUAUCAAUACUCAUCUCCCCCACCACCAAAGGAGCCAUACCACCCUUCACCAACACCAUAUCAUCCCGCACCGGUUUACAAAUCUCCACCGCCGCUAACUCCGGUUUACAAAUCUCCACCACCACCCAAAGAGCCAUACUACCCUCCACACACUCCGUUGUACAAGUCGCCACCACCACCCAAGGAGCCAUACUACCCUCCACACACCCCUGUCUACAAGUCGCCACCUCCACCAACUCCUGUUUACAAGUCGCCACCACCUCCCAAGGAGCCAUACUACCCUCCACACACCCCAACCUACAAGUCGCCACCUCCACCAACUCCCGUUUACAAGUCACCACCACCUCCAAAAGAGCCAUACUACCCUCCACACACACCAACCUACAAGUCGCCACCACCACCAACCUACAAGUCGCCACCACCACCAACCUACAAGUCGCCACCACCACCAAAUGAGCCAUACUACCCUCCCCACACCCCAACCUACAAGUCGCCACCUCCACCAACUCCCGUUUACAAGUCACCACCACCUCCCAAGGAGCCAUACUACCCUCCACACACACCAACCUACAAGUCACCACCACCACCAAAGGAGCCAUACUACCCUCCCCACACCCCAACCUACAAGUCGCCACCUCCACCAACUCCCAUUUACAAGUCACCACCACCUCCCAAGGAGCCAUACUACCCUCCACACACACCAACCUACAAGUCGCCACCACCACCCAAGGAGCCAUACUAUCCUCCAUACACCCCAACCUACAAGUCGCCACCACCACCCAAGGAGCCAUACUACCCUCCACACACACCAGCCUACAAGUCACCACCUCCACCAACUCCCGUUUACAAGUCGCCACCACCACCAAAGGAUCCAUACUAUCCUCCACACACCCCAACCUACAAGUCUCCACCUCCACCAACUCCCGUUUACAAGUCGCCACCACCACCCAAGGAGCCAUACUACCCUCCACACACCCCAACCUACAAGUCGCCACCACCACCCAAGGAGCCAUACUACCCUCCACACACCCCAACAUACAAGUCGCCACCUCCACCAACUCCCGUUUACAAGUCACCACCACCACCCAAGGAGCCAUACUACCCUCCACACACUCCAGUCUACAAGUCGCCACCACCACCAACUCCUGUCUACAACUCUCCUCCACCACCUUACUAUCUUUACACCUCUCCCCCUCCUCCCUACCAUUACUUAAGAGGACAACAACAUCUCUCCUUUGUUUCAAAUAUUGGGAAAAUGGCCUCUCUAGUUGCUACUCUUUUAGUUGUUUUAGUGUCACUUAGCUUAGCUUCCGAAAGCUCAGCUAAUUAUCAAUACUCAUCUUCCCCACCACCAAAUGAGUCAUACCACCCUUCACCAAAACCUUAUAAUCCCGCACCAGUUUACAAGUCUCCACCGCCGCCAACUCCAGUUUACAAUUCUCCACCACCACCGAAGGAGACAUACUACCCUCCCCACACUCUAGUGUACAAGUCGCCGCCACCACCCAAGGAGCCAUAUUACCCUCCACACACCCCAACCUACAAGUCGCCACCACCACCCAAGGAGCCAUAUUACCCUCCACACACCCUAACCUACAAGUCGCCACCUCCACCAACUCCCAUUUACAAGUCGCCACCACCACCAAAGGAGCAAUACUACCCUCCACACACCCCAACCUACAAGUCGCCACCUCUGCCAAAUCCUAUUUACAAGUCACCACCUCCGCCAAAAGAGCCAUACUACCCUCCACACACUCCAGUUUACAAGUCGCCACCUCCAUCGACUCUAGUUUAUAAGUCUCCACCUCCACCAACUCUUAUUUACAAGUCGCCGCCACCACCUAAGGAGCCAUACUACCCUCCACACACCCCAAUCUAUAAGUCGCCACCUCUACCAACUCCCGUUUACAAUUCACCACCUCCACCAACUCCAGUCUAUAAGUCACCACCACCACCCAAAGAGCCAUACUACCCUCCACACAGCCCAGUGUACAAGUCGCCACCUCCACCAACUCCAGUCUAUAAGUCACCACCACCACCGAAAGAGCCAUUCUACCCUCCACACACCCCAGUGUACAAGUCGCCACCACCACCCAAGGAGCCAUACUAUCCUCCACAUACUCCAGUCUACAAGUCGCCACCUCCACCAACUCCCGUUUACAAACCUCCACCACCACCAACUCCAGUCUACAACUCUCCACCACCACCCCACUAUCUUUACACCUCUCCCCCUCCUCCCUACCAUUACUAAGAAGCGAUUUCAUUAUAUCUGAGGAAAGCAGAAUGUUGAGCUACAAGAAAAUAAGCCCACACAGGAGGCAAAGUACUUUUGUAGCUUCAUUUUGUAUAAGUUAUUGUUUGUACCCUGUAUUAUAUUUAUAUUUUACUUCU